Messenger RNA from Gongylonema pulchrum, 293 nucleotides. Lineage: Eukaryota; Metazoa; Nematoda; Chromadorea; Rhabditida; Gongylonematidae. The record is from the annotation of a GenBank genome assembly.
GGUCAAACAGUGGCUUUAACAUUGCUCGGACCGCCUCCAGCACCGCUUACGGUGAAUGCUCGGGAAAUGCUGCAAAUGCGAACUCGAGAAUGUAAACCGAUUAUCACUGAACCAGCACCCAUUGAAGGAGAACGGAAAGAAGAAUGGAAACGAAAGCGUGUAAAGAUUAUCAGGCAGAUGCUGGAUGAGGAACGACGACACGUCGAGGUAAAAUAUUCCAUUCACCUCGCCUUUACUUUUUCACGAGUAAAAUAUCACCAAAAGCUUGAGAACACAAUGCAGUGCAUGUAGGA